This is a messenger RNA of Carica papaya (papaya), 1096 nucleotides long. Lineage: Eukaryota; Viridiplantae; Streptophyta; Magnoliopsida; Brassicales; Caricaceae. The record is from RefSeq and is a predicted model, not a curated record.
CUUGGCAAGCCUGUGGAGCUUGCUGGGACGUACUACAAUGAUGGGGCUGAUGAGGUCAGUUUUUUGAAUAUAACAGGAUUCCGCGACUUUCCUUUAGGUGACUUGCCAAUGUUGCAGGUUCUACGAUAUGCUUCAGAAAAUGUUUUUGUCCCAUUAACAGUUGGUGGUGGGAUAAGAGAUUUUACUGAUGCAAAUGGCAGGCACUAUUCUAGCUUGGAAGUUGCUUCAGAAUAUUUCAGAUCUGGGGCUGAUAAGAUUUCUAUUGGAAGUGAUGCAGUCUAUGCUGCAGAAGAAUACUUGAAAACAGGAGUAAAGACUGGAAAGAGCAGCUUGGAACAAAUAUCUAGAGUUUAUGGAAACCAGGCAGUGGUUGUAAGCAUUGAUCCACGGAGGGUUUAUAUCAGUAGCCCUAAUGAUGUGGAGUUCAAGUCCAUAAGGAUGACAAACCCAGGUCCAAAUGGGGAAGAAUAUGUGUGGUAUCAGUGUACGGUUAAUGGUGGGCGAGAAGGUCGGCCCAUUGGAGCUUAUGAGCUUGCUAGAGCUGUUGAAGAGCUAGGAGCUGGAGAAAUACUCUUAAACUGCAUUGAUUGUGAUGGUCAAGGGAAAGGAUUUGAUAUAGAUUUAAUAAAGUUGAUCUCAGAUGCAGUUAGCAUCCCUGUAAUUGCAAGUAGUGGGGCAGGUGCUGCAGAGCACUUCUCUGAGGUGUUUACAAAAACAAAUGCAUCUGCAGCCCUUGCUGCUGGUAUUUUCCAUCGAAAGGAGGUCCCUGUUCAAUCAGUAAAAGAGCACUUGUUGAAGGAAGGCAUAGAAGUCAGGAUCUAAUAAUACAGCCAGUGGCAUAGAACUCCGACAAUGUUGGCCACACCAAUCUGAAAUUCAUCCUCUUGGAGUUGAGAAUUGGAUUGGAGCUGUACAUCUUUUUCUUUGCAGCUUUCAGAAUUAUUGGAUUUAACUUAAACAGUGUAUCAAUAAUUUAUUUUCGGCAUGACUAAAAUUCUUGCUGCAUUUUGUUUGAUAUGGGUAACUGUUUUACCACUGCGUUGCAGCACAGUGCGGUGCAGGCCCCUUUUCAACCCAAAAAAAGGACUUUCUGGUA